AACUCCUUCAAGCUGCAAAACAUCCCCGAAACUCAAAAAAACAUUCUCAUAAAUUCAAGAUCCGCCAUAGAAACAGCCUCAUUUCCCCUCCCAACCAAAUAAAACUUCCUUGAUAUCUCUUAAACUACUAUUAUAGCACCAAAGUUCGCAUAUAAACAUAGCAACAUACACGUUAGUAUUACUUCUAUAUAGUCUCCAUCCCGUCCCUCCCUAGCACAGCAGAGCGGGGCCGAGCUUCACCGAUCAGCUGACUUUUGUUUACCUUGACACGACCAGACUCAGACCUUGACGGGCCAGUAUUUUAACUCACUAUUCACACCACACACCACACACGCCCCGCACACCACAGCCACACCCCACGCCACACUCAUAUGUCCUUGCUGCUGCAUUUUUAAGCCUCCUAGUGCCAAAAUAAGUAAAGCAGGAGUGAUUAUUUUGCGCCACGGUCAGCUGUUGCUACUGACGAAGGGAGAGGAAGAAGAUAAGUGUCAUAAGGUCUUCAUUAUGGCCACCUCGCUCCCCUCCGCCCCAUCAGGCUCUGCCACUACUGUUGUCGAGCCUGAAGUCAUGACUCUAGGCCCAGAAGAACAGGUGUCGAGUGGAGUGGUUCGGCUCAAGCUACACAAGCCAAGGACCAAGAAAGUAAGCUGGACCAAUGACACGGUGGACAAUGAACACCUCGGCAAGAAGAAAUCAAAGUGCUGCUGUGUGUAUGUCAAGCCACAUGAAAUUGAUAUGAGCAGCUCGGAGACAGACGAUGACGAGUGUGAACAUUGCUUAGGUCACGUGGAGAAGAAGAAGAAGAAGAAGAAGAGUGGACAAUCUCUCCCCAACAGCCAAGGAGAGAGCGAAGGUACUGACAGGCCAUAUACACGUGUCGUCCCUCGCGUCCCUGCUUUACCUUGCCUGCCGUGACUCUGAGGGCGCCGGACACACAAUAUAAGAGAAAUUGUCAGCGCAAAGAUGUGAUGUAAACACAGAGAGUCC
Molecule: messenger RNA, 987 nt
Organism: Portunus trituberculatus (swimming crab)
Lineage: Eukaryota; Metazoa; Arthropoda; Malacostraca; Decapoda; Portunidae
Product: E3 ubiquitin-protein ligase PPP1R11-like
Exons: 4
Coding region: 505-915 (136 amino acids)
Cellular component (GO): nucleus
Molecular function (GO): protein serine/threonine phosphatase inhibitor activity; protein phosphatase 1 binding
Source: RefSeq, a predicted model, not a curated record